AUGACAGAAGUGAGAGAACAGGACAGAACAGAGCGGACCGGAACGGAACGGAGUGGAGCAUGGCUGAGCAGGACAGGGAAAAGCAGAUCAGAGCAUAACAAAGUAGAGCAGAGCAGAACACAGCAGAGAAGAGCAAAGCUAAGCAGGAAAUUAUUAAAAAGACAUGUCGGUAUUGUAGUUUCUGAUAAAAAGUGUCACGAAGCAGAUCGUACGAAGCCA
Molecule: messenger RNA, 219 nt
Organism: Brenthis ino (lesser marbled fritillary)
Lineage: Eukaryota; Metazoa; Arthropoda; Insecta; Lepidoptera; Nymphalidae
Source: the annotation of a GenBank genome assembly